AUGGGUUCCCCCUUCCAGCUACUCAUCGUCGUCCUUCUGGGACUUACCGUUAGUGCCACUCCGGUGGUGCAGCAGGCGGGCAGCGCCCAAUUCACCUCGGCGGUCUCUCGCUUCCUGCAGGCUUUCAAGAGCAUCAUGCCCUGUGGCUACGGCAACAUUCCCGUGCUGGCUCCCCUCGUAAAUCCUUUCUACGAAUUCGAGUACAUCACCGACGACUACACCGUUGUGGGCAACGUGACGAACAUCCGAGUCCAGGGUCUGGACAGCUUCCAGGUUCUGAGUGCCAGCGACUACGGAAAAACUGGAGAGGCCGCCUAUGAUGUGCUCUUCCCCAAGAUCCAAGUGCUUGGCUUCGCGGAAGUUGAUGGUUUCAUCAACAUCGGCGGCUUCAAGCUGCCCAUCCGGCAAAACGAUGUGAUCAACGAAGCCCUUUUCGAUCUGCGCUUCGUGGGAAGCUACAGCUUCGCCAACAGCCUGACCAACUCGUCUGGCUUGCGCAUGGUGGAUUUCAAGCAAACCAUCUAUCUGGCUGGUGUGGAAUUGGACAACUGGAACACUCUGUGGAACAUCUCGACCAAUAACUUCUGGAACCGUUGGAUGAAGACCUUGCUGCCACUUGCACUCGAAGAGAUGCAACCGAACAUCACCAACUUUCUCUACCAAAACUUCCUCGUUCCGAAGGUCAACGAUCUUCUGGGCAACGUGAGCAUGUCCGAGUUGGUAAACAUCUUCCAGACUCAGGCUCAGCUCUGGGAAAGGGCCGGAUGCCAGGUUUAA
Molecule: messenger RNA, 777 nt
Organism: Drosophila takahashii
Lineage: Eukaryota; Metazoa; Arthropoda; Insecta; Diptera; Drosophilidae
Source: RefSeq, a predicted model, not a curated record